UUUAAUAAAGAGAAUCUUUUUGCACUAGGCUGGAAGUGGCCGUCAGUCCCCCGUGCAAUUCCAUUCUCUGGAAAAGUGGAAUCAGCUGGCAUUGCCCAGCGUGAUUUGUGAGGCUGAGCCCCAACAGUCCAAAGAAGCAAAUGGGAUGCCACCUCCGCGGGGCUCGCUCCUCACGAGGUGCUCACCCCGUAUCUGCCAUGCAAAACGAGGGAGCGUUAUGAAGGAAUCUGUCUUGUAAAGCCAUUGGUCCUGGUCAUCAGCCUCUACCCAAUGCUUUCGUGAUGCUGCUGCUGAUCUAUUUGGGAAGUUGGCUGGCUGGCGAGGCAGAGCCUCUCCUCAAAGCCUGGCUCCCACGGAAAAUAUGCUCAGUGCAGCCGCGUGCAUGAAUGAAAACGCCGCCGGGCGCUUCUAGUCGGACAAAAUGCAGCCGAGAACUCCGCUCGUUCUGUGCGUUCUCCUGUCCCAGGUGCUGCUGCUAACAUCUGCAGAAGAUUUGGACUGCACUCCUGGAUUUCAGCAGAAAGUGUUCCAUAUCAAUCAGCCAGCUGAAUUCAUUGAGGACCAGUCAAUUCUAAACUUGACCUUCAGUGACUGUAAGGGAAAUGACAAGCUACGCUAUGAGGUCUCGAGCCCAUACUUCAAGGUGAACAGCGAUGGCGGCUUAGUUGCUCUGAGAAACAUAACUGCAGUGGGCAAAACUCUGUUCGUCCAUGCACGGACCCCCCAUGCGGAAGAUAUGGCAGAACUCGUGAUUGUCGGGGGGAAAGACAUCCAGGGCUCCUUGCAGGAUAUAUUUAAAUUUGCAAGAACUUCUCCUGUCCCAAGACAAAAGAGGUCCAUUGUGGUAUCUCCCAUUUUAAUUCCAGAGAAUCAGAGACAGCCUUUCCCAAGAGAUGUUGGCAAGGUAGUCGAUAGUGACAGGCCAGAAAGGUCCAAGUUCCGGCUCACUGGAAAGGGAGUGGAUCAAGAGCCUAAAGGAAUUUUCAGAAUCAAUGAGAACACAGGGAGCGUCUCCGUGACACGGACCUUGGACAGAGAAGUAAUCGCUGUUUAUCAACUAUUUGUGGAGACCACUGAUGUCAAUGGCAAAACUCUCGAGGGGCCGGUGCCUCUGGAAGUCAUUGUGAUUGAUCAGAAUGACAACCGACCGAUCUUUCGGGAAGGCCCCUACGUCGGCCACGUCAUGGAAGGGUCACCCACAGGCACCACAGUGAUGCGGAUGACAGCCUUUGAUGCAGAUGACCCAGCCACCGAUAAUGCCCUCCUGCGGUAUAAUAUCCGUCAGCAGACGCCUGACAAGCCAUCUCCCAACAUGUUCUACAUCGAUCCUGAGAAAGGAGACAUUGUCACUGUUGUGUCACCUGCGCUGCUGGACCGAGAGACUCUGGAAAAUCCCAAGUAUGAACUGAUCAUCGAGGCUCAAGAUAUGGCUGGACUGGAUGUUGGAUUAACAGGCACGGCCACAGCCACGAUCAUGAUCGAUGACAAAAAUGAUCACUCACCAAAAUUCACCAAGAAAGAGUUUCAAGCCACAGUCAAGGAAGGAGCUGUGGGAGUUAUUGUCAAUUUGACAGUUGAAGAUAAGGAUGACCCCACCACAGGUGCAUGGAGGGCUGCCUACACCAUCAUCAACGGAAACCCCGGGCAGAGCUUUGAAAUCCACACCAACCCUCAAACCAACGAAGGGAUGCUUUCUGUUGUCAAACCAUUGGACUAUGAAAUUUCUGCCUUUCACACCCUGCUGAUCAAAGUGGAAAAUGAAGACCCACUCGUACCCGACGUCUCCUACGGCCCCAGCUCCACAGCCACCGUCCACAUCACUGUCCUGGAUGUCAACGAGGGCCCAGUCUUCUACCCAGACCCCAUGAUGGUGACCAGGCAGGAGGACAUCUCUGUGGGCAGCGUGCUGCUGACAGUGAACGCCACGGACCCCGACUCCCUGCAGCAUCAAACCAUCAGGUAUUCUGUUUACAAGGACCCAGCAGGUUGGCUGAAUAUUAAUCCCAUCAAUGGGACUGUUGACACCACAGCUGUGCUGGACCGUGAGUCCCCAUUUGUCGACAACAGCGUGUACACUGCUCUCUUCCUGGCAAUUGACAGUGGCAACCCUCCCGCUACGGGCACUGGGACUUUGCUGAUAACCCUGGAGGACGUGAACGACAAUGCCCCCUUCAUUUACCCAACAGUAGCUGAAGUCUGUGAUGAUGCAAAAAACCUCAGUGUAGUCAUUUUGGGAGCAUCAGAUAAGGAUCUUCACCCGAAUACAGAUCCUUUCAAAUUUGAAAUCCACAAACAAGCUGUUCCUGAUAAAGUCUGGAAGAUCUCCAAGAUCAACAAUACACACGCCCUGGUAAGCCUUCUUCAAAAUCUGAACAAAGCAAACUACAACCUGCCCAUCAUGGUGACAGAUUCAGGGAAACCACCCAUGACGAAUAUCACAGAUCUCAGGGUACAAGUGUGCUCCUGCAGGAAUUCCAAAGUGGACUGCAACACGGCGGGGGCCCUGCGCUUCAACCUGCCCUCACUCCUGCUCCUCAGCCUCUUCAGCUUAGCUUGUCUGUGAGAACUCCCGACGUCUGAAGCUUGACUCCCAAGUUUCCAUAGCAACAGGAAAAAGAAAAAAAAAUCUAUCCAAAUCUGAAGAUUGCAGUUUACAGCUAUCAAACUUCACAACUAGGCCUCAAUUGUUCCGGUUUUUUAUUUUCUUUACAAUUUCACUUAGUCUGUACUUCAUCAUUUUGACAGCAUCUUCCUCCCUCCUUUAAUUAAUGGAAUCUUCUGAAUUUUCCCUGAAUGUUUAAAGAUCAUGACAUAUGACUUGAUCUUCUGGGAGCAGGAACAAUGACUACUUUUUCUGGUGUGUUAACAUGUCGCUAGCCAGUGCUCCAGGCACCCAGCUUUGUCUGUGGGUUAGUAUUGGUGUAUGUAUGAGUAUCUGUAUGUAUAUAUACACGGUAUUUAUAGAGAGAGACUAUCCUGGAGAAGCCUCGUUUUGAUGCCAUUCUUCCUUGCAAGGUUAAGCAAGGUGGGUGGAAACUAAGACAACUGAACCCUCCAGGACCUCCCGCAUCAAGGUCAGCAUGAGGACAGACCACAGAGCUGUCACUUUUGCUCUGAAGCUACUUCUCCACUGUCCCGUUCAGUCUGAAUGCUGCCACAACCAGCCAGGCAGGUCCAAAGAGAGGGAGAGCAGAGAAAGAAGUCCUUUCUCUUUAUUGAGUUCGAGGACUACAACCAAUUUACACUGCCAUCUGAUGCCGUGAUCCUGAGCCAAGGACGUGAGGAGCAGAACAGGCAAUUUCACCACCAAAUGCCAAGAAAAGGGCUGACAUUUUCUUUCAUGGGCACCAACCUGCAUUUGUAUGUGUCUCGAAUCCACAGUUGCACUGAUUCUUAUGGGGACACAGAUCAUGGUAGAGAAUCUCUCCCUCCUCAGUAAAUGUCAUCUGCACCUGUCAUCAUGGAGGUCAUACAUGCAUACAAAGAGGUGUACAGGUACCAUCUUGUAUACACAUAUAUACCCACAUGUACAGACAUACAUUUAUGCACAUUCACUCUGUUUGUUUCAUAUAUACAGGCAUAAAAUAGAGUAAAUACAGGUAGUUUUAAAAGUACCCUUUUGUGUGAAUUGACUACCGUUGUUUCAAACCUGAAAAUAAAAGACGUUCAUUAUGUAUGAAAAGUAACUGAUUUGUAUUCUGUGAGCAUGUAAAAGCGGAAAGUUAGUGCUUGUUCUAAGAUUACCUUCUUGUUGAUAAACCAUAAAUGAAUCAUCAAAGCUCACACCAAAUUUUUGUAUCAAAUAAAACUAGUGACAGCUUGUGGCUUUUUAUUAGAGCUCACCACGAACUAGGGUAAGGUAAGUGUCUUAGCAUAUUUUAAUGCAGUUGCUUACUAAAGGUUUUAACCACAGAUGCACACACACACGCUUUCUUAUGCAAUCUAUGUUUGCACUUGUGCUUUCAGUUAGCCUUCUGUAGGAAGUAGAAGUCAUAUGUUGUCUUUGUUGUAGUGAAAUUAUACAGAUAGAGUUCCAUAUAUUGUAUUUGUUUCAAUGGUAAAUCCUUUUGGAACAUAUAGAAUGCAGACAUUUUUUUUCCAUUAAAAUAAAUGGGUAUUGGUGGUUAAAA
Messenger RNA from Gorilla gorilla gorilla (western lowland gorilla), 4130 nucleotides. RefSeq names its product cadherin 13 (gene CDH13). Bases 422 to 2563 code for a protein of 713 amino acids. NCBI's taxonomy places the organism in Eukaryota, Metazoa, Chordata, Mammalia, Primates, Hominidae. Gene Ontology annotation, cellular component: catenin complex; plasma membrane; adherens junction. Gene Ontology annotation, molecular function: calcium ion binding; cadherin binding; beta-catenin binding. The transcript is spliced from 14 exons. The record is from RefSeq and is a predicted model, not a curated record. Gene Ontology annotation, biological process: homophilic cell-cell adhesion; cell morphogenesis; cell-cell adhesion mediated by cadherin.